AUGCACAGCCCUUCAGAAACUCCGGCUGGGCACAUUGCUGAGAACCUUCUCAAAGCCAAAGAAAUAGCCCUCAAUAACCCUCAUGUACCUGAACAGCUCAGGAAUUACUUACAAAAAGCUCUUGAUGUUGCUCUUGGACUAGACCCUUACCUGGAUGCAAUGGCAGCUUCCAAGAGAAAAACUUCACCUGAGCACAUCCCAGGGGAUACUGAAGGAGUUGAAAGCAGUGUCAGGCUGCAGGAAACACGUGCCUCUGGCUCUUUGAAUGGCAAGUGGUUCAGCCAAGAGGGCCAAAUUUUUAGGAUGUUUGUCCAUAUGAUCAGAGCCAGGAAGAUAUUAUUAAUUGGCAAGCCUAAAGGUUACAGUAUCCUUGCUAUGGCAGAGGAAUUGCCAGACAAUGGCAAAAUCUUUGCCUGUGCAGAAGAGCCCUAUCUCGGAGUGUACAGCCAGGAGGCAUUUGAUCAUUCCCCAGAUGGCAAAAAGAUAAGCCUGCGAGUGGGACCAGUGGCAGACACCUUGGAGGCAUUACAUGCUGAGGACGAGCACUUUGAUAUAGUCUUUAUUGAUGCUGAUCAAAGGAAUGCUGUUCAGUACUACAGCUUUGUCAUGGAUAACCACUUGCUGAGCAUGGAUGCAGUGAUCUGUGUAGAGAAUACACUCAUGAAAGGACAAGUCUACCUGGAGAAUGUAUCAGAUGAAAAUGUACUAGCUGUCAGAAAAUUAAAUGCAGUGAUUAAUUCAGAUCCUCGUGUUGAGCAGGUGGUUUUGCCUGUGCAGAGUGGACUGAGUCUCAUCCGAAGGAGCUCUGUGCCUCCAGAUGCAGUGAUUGAGUCCAAGACACAAGUGGUGAAGGAUGAGGUUUUCUGGGGCUGCAACCGGCGCCGCAUCCUGGAGCGGCUGUGCUUGGACGGCAGGGUCGCCUAUGUCACAGGAGGAGGGCAGGGCAUUGGCAGGGCCUUUGCCCACGCCCUGGGGGAAGCUGGGGCUAAAGUGGCUGUGGUGGAUCUGGUCCUUGCCAAGGCAGAAGCAGUGGCAUGUGAGCUCAGCCUCAAAGGCAUUAAGAGCCUUGCCCUGGCAGCAGAUGUGAGCAAGCCUGAGGAUGUGCAAAGGAUGGUGGAUGCAAUUGUUGCUCGCUGGGGCACAGUCCACAUUGCAUGCAACAAUGCAGGCAUCAAUCUGAACUCUGCAAGUGAAGAGACUUCCCUGGAGGAAUGGGACAAAACUUUUAAUGUUAAUUUGCGAGGAUUAUUUUUGUGCUGCCAAGCUGCAGGCCGCAUUAUGCUGAAUCAAGGAUAUGGGAAGAUAAUUAACACAGCAUCUAUGGCAAGUUUAAUAGUUCCUCACCCACAGAAGCAGUUGGCAUACAACGCCUCCAAAGCUGGGGUCGUAAAAUUAACACAGACAUUGGGAACCGAGUGGAUUGACAGAGGAGUAAAAGUCAACUGCAUUUCCCCGGGCAUCGUUGACACGCCGCUGAUCCGCUCGCAGGAGCUGCGGCCGCUGGUGCGGCGCUGGCUGGCUGACAUUCCUGCUGGGAGGCUGGCCCAGCCCACGGACCUGCAGGCUGCUGUGGUCUACCUGGCCUCCGAGGCCUCUGACUACAUGACAGGCCACAACCUGGUCAUCGAGGGCGGCCAGAGCCUGUGGUGA
Messenger RNA from Melozone crissalis (California towhee), 1650 nucleotides. RefSeq lists its product as uncharacterized. Bases 1 to 1650 code for a protein of 549 amino acids. The transcript is spliced from 11 exons. Gene Ontology annotation, molecular function: O-methyltransferase activity; oxidoreductase activity, acting on the CH-OH group of donors, NAD or NADP as acceptor. NCBI's taxonomy places the organism in Eukaryota, Metazoa, Chordata, Aves, Passeriformes, Passerellidae. The record is from RefSeq and is a predicted model, not a curated record.